CAUAAAGAAGCUUCAUCGUCAAUCUCAUUUCACGGCGAAUUUGCUGUCACGAGCCCGAAAGCUAUGUCCGCCAAUGUAAUCACAAAUGCGCAAUUUUUAAAGGUAAAAUUGGAGAAACUUCUUGAUGAAAUGGGAAGAAUAGAUCUAACUCUAUUCGAUCAAAAACUAACAAGAGAAUAUAAUACAAAGCCAGGACAAGAAUUAUCAAAGAGAAGGUGA
This is a messenger RNA of Loa loa (African eye worm), 219 nucleotides long. RefSeq lists its product as hypothetical. The annotation marks the transcript as partial. The record is from RefSeq and is a predicted model, not a curated record. NCBI's taxonomy places the organism in Eukaryota, Metazoa, Nematoda, Chromadorea, Rhabditida, Onchocercidae. The transcript has a single exon.